This is a messenger RNA of Cotesia congregata, 819 nucleotides long. The record is from the annotation of a GenBank genome assembly. Lineage: Eukaryota; Metazoa; Arthropoda; Insecta; Hymenoptera; Braconidae.
AUAAUUAAAAAAAUGGCAGAAAAUCAUUGCGAUUCGCGAAACGAAGAGAUACAAAAUAUAAAUCCUGUCGCGACAGUGCAAGGACAUCCAUCAUGCAAUUCCAUUCGACAGAUUGGUUAUGUACCGUGUACUCCACCGCCGUCGUACAAUAAUAUUAAUUUACCUCCAGGACAUCCGGCAAAUUUAAUCAGCGACCGCGGAGCUCCACCGUCUUAUGAAGAAGUCAUAGAUCGCAAUGCUCCACCACCUUCAUAUGAUUCAUUAUUUGGGCGUAUGAGAGAAGCUCACAAAACAUCAAAAGGCGUGUUUGAUUUUUUACUAAACAUCGUAGUUCUCCUUUUAGGAACAAUUGGCUGUACGAUAAUAAUUGGCGUGACAAUAGUAGUACCAGUUUGUAUGAUGAUAAUCGGAGCAGUAUAUCUGUACGACUGUCCACAAGGCGAGUACAUUCCAGUGUACUUACUAGUCGGCGGGGGCUUUGGUGUAUUUAAGCAGCUAUUAUAUCUAUCAGCACGUGUCCGUCAGCGGCCAGAGGACAGGGACGAGGAGAGAAUACGCCAAUCGCCGACCUUAACGCUAAUUAAUUGCUUUACACUCGGAUGGUUUAUUAUCGGGUCAAUGUGGGUUUACAAGGAAUACGAACCAAAUUAUGAUCCAUCACUGGGCAAAUACUGCAAUAAAACCCUCUAUUUAUUCGCAUUCUGGCUAAUAACCCUAGUAUACAUUUUCCUGGGAGUAAUAACAGCUGGGUUAUGUUGCAUCUCAAUCGCAACAAUUAUUUUCCAAAGACGACCACCAGAUCGUCUAGUCGCCAUGUGA